AUGAAAUUUGACGUACCCAAAGAUCUUUUUGAUAAGAAACUUGUCGCUAAAUUUAUUGCCUUUGAUGCUUCUACUAUAACAUCCCUCAAGGCUAAGGUUGUCAGUGAUUCUGUACAAAUGCCUACUCGCGUUGAAGUUGUAUCAGCUGUGAUAUGGAAAUGUGCCAUGGUCGCUUCAGGGAACGAGACAAGGUUAUCCAAAUUGGUGCACAACGUAAAUAUACGAAAGCGUCUUGUCCCUCCACUGCCAAACCAUUGUGUAGGAAACGUUGUUACACCUGCCACAAGUCGAGAUGAGGCAAUAUUGGCUAUUCCCUAUGACAGCGCAGAGUUCUUUGCAGCAUGUUCCCGAGGCGAGAUAGAUAUACAUACUAUUAGUUUGUGUAGCUACCAAUUUUACGAUGUUGAUUUUGGCUGGGGAAAACCUUCAUGGGUAAGCUUAAUUCGAUCUUUUGGCGUAGGUACUGUUAUAUUGAUGGAUUCAAGAGAUAGUGGCGGAGUAGACGCAUGGAAACUGUCUGUUUUUGCAGCUACACCACCUGCAAGCCAUACCAAUUUCCUAAAUAGGCAUUUUAUGCCAACAACAACAACAAUAAAAAGCAAUUAA
Molecule: messenger RNA, 606 nt
Organism: Nicotiana tabacum (common tobacco)
Lineage: Eukaryota; Viridiplantae; Streptophyta; Magnoliopsida; Solanales; Solanaceae
Source: RefSeq, a predicted model, not a curated record